AUUUUACACACAUGCGUAUAUGACGGAAGUUCCACCAUUUUGGAUCUCCGGGGGCUACAGUAGCUAGCUGUUGCUGUUAGCUUUCGCAACCUAUCGUUACUUUUUGAUCGGGUUUUAUUUUCCCGCUCUGAUAUUAAAGUUGAGUGAAAGACAGAAAUCCGCCCCCGUGUUCGGAUCUGAGCCUGAACAUGGACGGAGAAGAGGACGACUUCGUGUCCGGGAGCCGCUCCGAUGACGGAGGCGGCACUCCGGUUCAGGACGAACACCAGGGGUCAGACGGCGAGGAGAUGAGGAGCGACAGACAUCAGUCUGAGGACGAGGGCAGCAACGACGAGGACGCCCCCCACGCCAUGGAGGCCAGCGGGGCGGCCAGCGGCUCCGACGACGAGGAUCACAGAGGAGGCGACAGCGACUCGGAGGCCGAGGCCCCCGGGGGCCGCCGUGACGAUAAAAGUGACUCAGAGACGGAGGCUCCUCGGCCCGCCGACAGCGACGAGGACUCUCCGGUCAAACGCAAGGCGAGCGGCUCGGACGACGAGGCGGAGUCGCUCGCCAAACGCGGAGCUUCAGAUAACGAGGAGGCGGGAGGGUCGUCUCCCGCCAAGCGCAGGGGGAGCAGCUCGGACAUGGAGGAGGGGCCCAAAGCGGCCGCAGACAGCGACUCAGAGAACGAGGGCGCCAAACCUGCGGCGUCCCCCGACCGGCGGUCCAACGCAGACAGUGACUCUGACACAGAGACGCCUGCCAGACGCAAGGCGGCACAGAUAGACUCUGAGGAGGAGGAGGAGAAACCUCAGGAGGGAGGAGGAGGAGGAGGAGGGAAGUGGAAGGCUGUGAUGCAGUCUGACAGUGAGGAGGAGGAGGAGGGGGGGAGGAGGAGGAAGGCUGCAGCAGGAAGUGAUGGGGAGCAGCAGGAGGAGAGGGAGCAAAGGGACGACAGCGAGGACGAGAAGCCAGUGAAGAGGAAGAAGGCCGUCCUGUCCGACAGCGAGGAUGAAGACGAGGAGAAGGCAGACAAGCCAGCGGUGAAGAGGAGCCGCGCCGUGUCCGACGACGAGAACUCGGACAGCGACGUCGGCGGGCCCGAUAAGAGCAUGGCCGCCAAACUGCGAGAGCUCGGCUCGGACAGCGGGAGCGAGGACGACGAGGGGUCGAAGGCGGCGGCGGGGAAGAAGGACGAAAAGGCGCUGUUCGGCAGCGACAGCGAGUCUGGAGAAGGAGACGAGGAGGAGAAGAUGAUCGCGGACAUCUUCGGGGAGUCCGGAGACGAGGAGGAGGAGGAGUUCACGGGGUUCAACCAGGAGGACCUGGACGGGGCCAAGAAGGAGGCGAAGGAGCAGCAGCAGGUGGAGGAGGAGUCCGACUCCGACGACGGCGUCGACCGCAGCGGCCAAGACACCAGCUUCAUGUCCGACUUCGACAUCAUGCUCGCUCGGCGGAAAGCCAUGAACAGCAAGAAGAGGCGGCACCGCGACGGGGGCACGUUCAUCAGCGACGCGGACGACGUGGUCAGCGCCAUGAUCACCAAGAUGAACGAGGCCGCAGAGGAGGACCGAACGCUGAACAGCCAGAAGAAACCGGCGCUGAAGAAACUCACUCUGCUGCCGCAGGUCGUCAUGCACCUGAAGAAGCAGGACUUGAAGGAGACGUUCAUCGACAGCGGCGUGAUGUCGGCCAUUAAAGAGUGGAUCAGUCCUCUGCCGGAUAAGUCGCUGCCUGCUCUCAGGAUCAGGGAGGAGCUCCUGAGGAUCCUGCAGGAGCUGCCCAGCGUGAGUCAGGAGACUCUGAAGCACAGCGGCAUCGGACGAUCCGUCAUGUUUCUGUACAAACAUCCCAAAGAGUCUCGAUCCAACAAAGACCUCGCUCUCAAACUCAUCAAUGAGUGGUCGCGGCCGAUCUUCGGUUUGACGUCCAACUACAAGGGGAUGACGAGAGAGGAGCGCCAGCAGAGAGACCUGGACCAGCAGAUGCCUCAGAGACGGAGACUAAGCUCGGGGGGCCAGACGCCUCGGAGGGACCUGGAGAAACAGCUGACCGGAGAGGAGAAAGCUCUGCGACCCGGCGACCCCGGGUUCUGCGCCAGGGCUCGGGUGCCGAUGCCCUCCAACAAAGACUACGUCGUCCGACCCAAAUGGAACGUGGAGAUGGAGUCCAGCAGGGGUCCGAUGAAGAAGGGGAUGUCCCGCGUCGAUAAACAGAUGCGUAGAAUCGCAGACAUCCGCCGCCUGACGAAGCCGGGUCACGCUGUUAAAAUCAGCGUGGAAGGAAACCGGAUGCCGCUCUGAUUUUAACCUCCGUAGGAUUUAUUCACUUUUUUUCUUUUUAAUGUGUUGUGCCUGAACACAAUCCCCCCCCCCCCUUCCCUCCUCAGGUCUGUAAAUCACGUGACAUCUGCUGUAAACUCAUCUGGUCUUUGGACACUAAAUAUAAAAUCUUCUCCAAAAUGAUCCAUUAAAUAAAAGCUAACUUUUAUUAAUGUUAGCAUUCAGGCUAUGUUAACUUUAUUUUAAUAUUAUCUCCCAAUUUAUGUUAGCAGUUAGCUACAUAAACCACCAUGUUAACUAAAGUUAGCAUUACAAUAGCUUCAACUCCAUAAUAUUAGCUAAUGUUAGCGGUCAGCUACAUGUUAGCACUAUGCUUCACCUCCUAACCAGUUAAUUAUCAUUCAUGUUUAUAUCCCAAAUUCAUAACAUUAGCUAAUGUUAGCAGUCAGAUACAUAUGCUAAAUCUCAAACUAGCAAGGUCCAUAAGAUGAACUUAUGUUAGCAGCUACAUUAGCACCAGCUCCAAACCAGCUGGGUCCUCACUGUCAGCUAAUGUUAGCACUAGCUUUACCUCAAAGCCAGCUAAUUAGCAUUCAUGUUUAUAUCCCAAAUCCAUAAUAUUAGCUAAUGUUAGCAGUCAGAUGACUUGGUGGUAAAGCUAAUGUAACUAAGUCAAUAACAUUAGCUAAUGUUAGCUGUCGGCUACAUAAACAGGAACAGCUCGUAACGCAGCCCGCUUGAGGAUCAUUUUGGUGACAUUUUACAGUUUUUUGUCCAAAAUAUUUACUAAUUUUCUGAUACUGGAUUUAAGAACAAACUCUUUCCCCGUCGCCCUCUUUGCCUCUGAAUGUGAAGAUGUUUUGCUAAUAGGCUCGCCAGACCUCCUCCUCAGUCCAUUUUGUCCCCUCUCUGCUCCCGUAGCGGCUGUACAGAAGUAUGUAAAGUGAGUUCACGCCGGCAACACUGCGACUCUGAUCCCAGAUCUGGUUCAGAGUCGGUGUGUUGAUUGUGUGUUGAGCCUGUCUGUUUGCAAUGGAUCAGAUACUUUUCUUAAUAAAGACUCAACAGAAACUCA
Messenger RNA from Micropterus dolomieu (smallmouth bass), 3339 nucleotides. Its product is annotated as protein IWS1 homolog. The coding region runs from base 189 to 2285 and encodes 698 amino acids. The transcript is spliced from 15 exons. NCBI's taxonomy places the organism in Eukaryota, Metazoa, Chordata, Actinopteri, Centrarchiformes, Centrarchidae. Gene Ontology annotation, cellular component: nucleus. The record is from RefSeq and is a predicted model, not a curated record. Gene Ontology annotation, biological process: poly(A)+ mRNA export from nucleus.